Molecule: messenger RNA, 1094 nt
Organism: Malania oleifera
Lineage: Eukaryota; Viridiplantae; Streptophyta; Magnoliopsida; Santalales; Ximeniaceae
Exons: 4
Coding region: 438-950 (170 amino acids)
Source: RefSeq, a predicted model, not a curated record
GAGCAAAAACAAAAUAAGGCGAAAGUGAUGGAUCCUCCAAGUUCCAACCCCCUGCACGGCGCACAAUGCACAGCGCACCGCAAAAUGUCCAAGAAAGAAGAAGAGGAUAAGGCCGAUGCUCCACCCGUCACAUUGUCUUUGUGGUGUGGCGCCCACUUCUGAUUAGUUGACUAUCCGAUGCCCCGGAAAAUAUCUCUCCCCUAUUUUCCCACCUACCAAACAGAACAUAACAACCUUCCCCAAAACGGAAUUUUAAAGGGUACGCCUUCCAAUUUCUAAAACCAGCAGCAGCACUCAGAUACUUCAAUAAUUAUCCUCUGUGUCUUGCCCGUCGGAAGCACAAAUCUGAUCUGAUCAUCCACCCUUGCAGGCUUUAUCUUUCUCCGUCAUUUAUUCCUUUAUACUCCUGUGAAACUUGGAGAAAAGCAGAGUCAUCAAUGGCGGAGGAAGGCGGAGGAGGAGAGGCGGAGAAGAGGGUGAUGGUGGCCAUCGACGAGAGCGAGAACAGCUACAACGCGCUCAUGUGGGUUCUCGACAAUCUCAAAGAAUCCAUCACCAAAUCGCCGCUGGUGAUUUUCGCCGCCCAGCCGCCUCCUCAGUACAACUACACCUUCGCCGCCUCCCUCGGCUCGGCGCGCAUGUACUGCCCUGUUUCAGCCACUGCGGAUUUCGUGAACUCUGUGAGGGAGCAGGAGAAGAAGGUUGUGUUGGGUCUGCUGGAGAAAGCCAAGAGCAUCUGUACUAGCAGGGGGGUAAAGGCAGAGAUAGUCACGGACAUAGGGGAUCCUUCCACAGCCAUAUGCAAUGCAGUUGAAAAGUUAGAGAUCAGUCUUCUUAUUUUAGGCAACCAGGGCACUGGAAAACUCAAGAGCACUUUGCUUGGGAGUGUGAGCAGCUAUUGUGUUCAGAAUGCCAAAUGCCCUGUUCUCGUGGUUAAGAAACCCCUCUAAGACAUCUUACCUUAGUUUGAAUCCUUAAUAAAUUAAUUAAACUAUGCCAAGCACCUCCAUGUUUGUAUUAUUCAUUUGGUCGAACUUAUUUCCACUUGCUGUAAAUUAUUAGAAGUUGAUAAUUAUAUAUUUAGCAUGCACAAA